AUGUCUCCCCCUUCCAAUGUCUCUGUGUCUCUGCUCUCGUUUGUCUCCCAGCUAGCCGGUCCAGUGGAGGGGCGGAUGUUUGAGGGGAGUGAUUCAGAAGGUGACAGGAAACCAGCAGUCUGCCUGCCAUUCCUCUGUAUUGGUGACAGCGGAGAGAGCAGGGAGCAGGAGCGAUGGGCCUCCCGGAGUGAAGGCAGCUGGCAGGCUCCUAGGCAGAAGACUCCCAGAGACAUGGACCAUGCCGAGCUGCUCGGGGCCGGAGUCACCGUUCUGCUCCUCGGGGCUGUGGCGGGCAUGUGCGUGUGGUGCCCCCGCUUAGGUACGAGAAGGUCCAAGCAGAUCUUUUAUGAGCAGAGGGAUGAAGGACGACAAAGUUUUGCAGUUGCCCGGGCCUUUUCUAUAGCAGGCAUGGUCCCAGAGCCGGCUGAAUAUUCCACGGUUCAAUGCCCUGAUACAAGAAAGGACAAAUGGCUGUACUCCAUGGCCGGCACGGAAGAUCAUGACACCUCCAGGUAUCAGAACCUCAGGAAAGGAAGUAGAAGAGAAUCUGAACCAUCCUAUGUAGAUCCCAUUGCGCCAGACUAUUACAACCUUGGGCAGUUCCAGAGGCAACUGAAAGAGAACGACGAUGAUACGGUUUCCUAUGAGAACAUCCUGAUCUGCAAACCUGUGGAGGAAGUUGUGGAAGAAUCUGAGGAUUAUCAGAACUCAGCAUCCAUCGAGCAGUGGAGACAGUCGGUAAAGGUGGCAAGAAGCCCAGAGGAUGACUCCAGUGAGCCAGAUUAUGUGAAUGAAGAAGUGGGCCUCAUGAAGUAAGAAGGUAUCCUGGCUGAGGAGCAGAAGGAAGCUAUGGCCUCACUCUCCUCUCAUGGAGACCUGCCCUACUGAUCCUAUCCAAGUCACCUCCCAGAGGAAGGAUUUUCCUCAAAAGCUCCCCCACGGGCCACUACCCUUCCCCUCCCUCCUCCUGGAGUGAAACCCAACACUUGCCUCCUGAGAUUGGCACAUGGCAGCACCAAGACGCUUGGCUUCUAGUACAGAAAGGACCCAUGGCCCAACUGUCCAGGAAAUUUGACCUUGACGGGUUGGGGAGGCUCCUACAGGUGAAGGAAGGACCAUGAAAUUCCCGGUAUCUCCCCCACCUAGGGCCAAAGGACUGCUUCCUCACUGCCCACGGUUCUGUCUUGCUUGCUACCUGUCAGAAAGAAGCUCUAUUCAUAGCGUGGUAAAGGGAAGGAGCCCUAGAUUAGUAGUCAAAGGGCCUGGGUUCAAAUCCCACCCCUGUUGCUUACUUAUCUGUGUGCCUUUGGGCAGGUGUCUUAAACUCAAUGGGCCUCAGUUUUCUUUAAAAUGGGGAGUUGGACUGAAAGGCCUCUAGGAGCCUUUCUAGCUCUGAAUUUAUGAUUCAAUAAUAAACAGCCCUUGCUAACAGGAGCAGAAGACCGGCACCGAGACCCUUCUUCGACCCCUGGGGUCUGCAUCCGGAGCUUGGAGCUUCUUCGCGAUGCUGCUUAUUUAUGUAGGUGGGUCUGUAUAGUGUAUUGUAAUGACCUGGAGGCUUUACCUCUCAGAAAGUAUCACAUCCAUGUAAUCUCUAAUAUAUUAACUAUGAUCAAAAGACUGGUAGGGCGACUCACUACCUAGCCACAUGACUUUUGGCAAUUAGUAAAAAUUUAUUGAGGACGUCCAGAGUGCCAGGAACUGCGCCAGGCCCUGGGCUCUGUGGUCUCUCGGCAGGGCAGGGGGUCACAGACCAUCAGAGGUCCUCCACCUGAGGUCCGGGGAGAAGGCUGGCGCCAGAGCCCAGGCCUUCAGAGUGCUGGUCUGCUAUACUUUCCAGCCGAUGUCGAGGAACCCUCCGGAUGGGGGACUGGGCAUAGUUGCUGUCACUUCAGGAAAAACCAAGAAACAAAACCAGAAAAGGUGUCCUUUGCCUCUCCCUUCGUUUGGCAGGAGGGGGUCAGGGGCACUUGAAGUGGGCUGGGCUGUGGUGGAGAAGCCUCUUCUUGGGCUGGGCUCUGAGUGGGGUGAAGCUCACCAGACAGAAAUGGUCAGUGGAAUGUGCGGGCCACUGGAUAAAUCACAGGAGCAUAAAGCUGGAGUUGGCAGGGACCUCCUUAAGGAGGCAAACAGUCCAAUACGCUCAUUUUACAGAAAGGGAAACUGAGGCCCAGGGGGAAGGGUUUGAAUUGGAAAAGCUACAACCAGGGCCAAAAGAUGCUCUGCCUUCAUGUCCCCAAAAUAAACUCUCACAAUAAAUGGUUUGGUUGCUA
Molecule: messenger RNA, 2273 nt
Organism: Trichosurus vulpecula (common brushtail)
Lineage: Eukaryota; Metazoa; Chordata; Mammalia; Diprotodontia; Phalangeridae
Gene: LAT2
Product: linker for activation of T cells family member 2
Biological process (GO): B cell activation; calcium-mediated signaling; B cell receptor signaling pathway
Cellular component (GO): plasma membrane
Source: RefSeq, a predicted model, not a curated record